AUGGCUGAACUCGUUGAUAAGAUGAAGGAGGUGGUUUUGGGCGACAAGCCCGCUGCCGAGGCUCCUAAGGAGACCAAGGAGGCCAAGCCCGCCAAGGAAAAGAAGGCCGCCGACCCCAGCAAGUUUGGACAGGCCAAGCAGAAGAAGGUCAAGGCCCCCAAGGAGGGAGAGUCUGCCUCGUCUCGAGCUCUGGAGCUGGAUCCCAAGCCCGAGUUCCUCGAUUCGCGAAUCAAGAUGUUUGACGAGCUCAAGGUGGAGUAUGACGCGUUUGUGGCUGCUCAGGAGCGAAAGCCCAUUGUCGUGACUCUCAAGGACGGCACCCCCAAGGAGGCCACUGCCUGGGAGACCUCGCCCAUGGACAUUUGCAAGACCAUUUCCAAGUCGCUGCCCGAUCAGACCGUGAUUGCCAAGGUCAAUGGCGAGCUGUGGGACAUGGAGCGACCUCUGGAGGGCGACGCCAAGCUGGAGUUUUUGGACUUCAACUCCGACGAGGGAAAGCGGGUCUUCUGGCACUCGUCUGCCCACGUGCUGGGAGAGGCCACCGAGCGACACUACGGUGCCCACCUCUGCAUCGGACCCCCCACCGAGGACGGUUUUUUCUACGAAAUGUCAAUUGACAACGGCGACACCCACGUCCAGGCCUGUGACUACGAUCCUCUGGAGACCGUGGCCAAGUCCGCCAUCAAGGACAAGCAGAAGUUUGAGCGUCUGGUGCUCUCCAAGGAAAACCUCCUCAAGAUGUUUGCUUACAACAAGUACAAGGUUGAGCUAAUCCAGAAGAAGAUCCCCGACGGAACCUCCACCACCGUCUACCGAUGCGGUCCUCUGAUUGAUUUGUGUGUUGGCCCCCAUAUUCCCCACACCGGCAAGAUCAAGGCCUUCAAGCUGCUCAAGAACUCGUCGUCCUACUUCCUCGGAGACAAGGACAACGACUCCCUGCAGCGAAUCUUUGGUAUCUCGUUCCCCGACAAGAAGCUCAUGACCGAGCACCUCAAGUUCCUGGAGGAAGCUGCCAAGCGAGACCACCGAAAGAUUGGCCGAGAGCAGGAGCUGUUCCUGUUCAACGACAUGUCUCCCGGCUCGUGUUUCUGGCUCCCUCACGGCGCUCGAAUCUACUCUGCUCUCACCGACCUGCUGCGAAAGGAGUACCGAAAGCGAGGCUACGAGGAGGUCAUCACCCCCAACAUGUACAACUCCAAGCUGUGGGAGACCUCUGGCCACUGGCAAAACUACAAGGACGAUAUGUUCACAUUUGAGAUUGAGAAGGAAAAGUUUGGUCUGAAGCCCAUGAACUGUCCCGGCCACUGUCUCAUGUUCAAGGCCCGAGACCGAUCCUACAAGGAGCUGCCAUGGAGGGUUGCCGACUUUGGUGUCAUCCACCGAAACGAGGCCUCCGGUGCCCUCACCGGUCUCACCCGAGUCCGACGGUUCCAGCAGGACGAUGCCCACAUCUUCUGCAUGCCCUCGCAGAUCCAGUCCGAGAUCACCGGUAUCUUCGACUUCCUCAAGAAGAUUUACACCAUCUUUGGCUUUGAGUUCAAGAUGAAGCUGUCCACUCGACCCGACAAGUACGUUGGUGAGAUCGAGACCUGGAACGACGCCGAAAAGCAGCUCGAGGAGGCCCUCAACAAGUGGGGCGCCAACUGGGAGCUCAACCCCGGAGACGGUGCCUUCUACGGCCCCAAGAUUGACAUUGUCAUCUCCGAUGCCCUCCACCGAUGGCACCAGUGCGCCACCAUCCAGCUCGACUUCCAGCUGCCCAACCGGUUCGACCUCAACUUCAAGAACUCGGCUGCCAUGGGCGAGGGAGAGGCCGACUCCGCUGCUUUGUACACCCGACCUGUCAUGAUCCACCGAGCCAUCUACGGCUCGUUUGAGCGAAUGACCGCCAUUCUGUGUGAGCAUUUUGCCGGCAAGUGGCCCUUCUGGCUGUCGCCCCGACAGGUGCUUGUCAUCCCUGUUGGCCCCAAGUACAACGACUACGCCCAGGAGGUGCGUGACGAGCUCGUUGAUGCCGGUUUCUUUGCCGACGUCGACAACGGCCCCAACACCCUGCAGAAGAAGGUCCGAGAGGCCCAGCUCAAGCAGUACAACUUCACCUUCAUUGUCGGAGAGGAGGAGAAGACCGCCAAGUCGGUCAACAUCCGAGACCGAGACGACCAGAGCAAGCAGGCCAAGGCCGCUUCCAUUCCUCUGGACGAGGUCAUUUCGCGACUCCACAAGCUCAAGGACUCUAAGGCUCUCGCCCAGGCUGGCGUUCUUGUCUAA
This is a messenger RNA of Yarrowia lipolytica CLIB122, 2268 nucleotides long. RefSeq lists its product as uncharacterized. The record is from RefSeq and is a predicted model, not a curated record. Lineage: Eukaryota; Fungi; Ascomycota; Dipodascomycetes; Dipodascales. Gene Ontology annotation, biological process: threonyl-tRNA aminoacylation. Gene Ontology annotation, cellular component: cytoplasm. Gene Ontology annotation, molecular function: ATP binding; threonine-tRNA ligase activity.